CCUCCCAAUCGAAACGCCUCUUCUUCUCCCGGAAGGAACCGCCCCGAACCCUCCCCUGUCCCUCCAAGCCAGCUUGUGAGCGAGUGAGCGAGAGAGAAAGAAAACUCGAUCUCGUGUCUUCUUCCUUCUUCUUCUCCAUUUCUAUCUCUCUUUCCUUGGAUCUCUCUUUGGAUCUAGGCCUCCAUUUCGAGCUCCCCAUCUCUCGUCGGCCAAAAUGGUUCGAUCUCGAGGCGCUUCCACGUCGAGAAGCCCUGACAAGAUCUUUGCCGAGGUUCGCUUCGUUCUCUUCGGAUUCGAUUCCGUCUCCGAAGCUCAGUACCUAUCGGAACUUGUUCGAAGGGGGGGCGUCGAUGUUGGGAAGUACGAUUUGAGUUGUACUCAUGUGGUUGUGUCGGGCCGUGUUUAUGAUGAUCCUGUGUGCGUUGCUGCUCGGAAUGAUGGGAAAAUCCUUGUCACGGAGUUGUGGAUCGAUGAUAGCGUGGAUUUUGGGACACUAGCAGAUCCGACCAGGAUUUUAUAUCGACCUCUAAAAGAUUUGAAUGGUAUACCAGGCAGUGAGUCGCUGUUUAUUUGCUUGACAGGAUAUCAAAGGCCAGAGCGCGAUGAUAUCAUGAAAAUGGUCUCCUUGAUGGGUGCUAGGUUUUCCAAGCCUUUGAUAGCAAACCAAGUCACUCAUCUUAUAUGCUACAAAUUUGAAGGUGAGAAGUAUGAAUUGGCCAAAAAAGUGAAUAUCAAACUCGUCAAUCAUCGAUGGCUGGAAGACUGCUUAAAAGCAUGGGAAAUACUACCAAUAGAUGACUAUACUAAAAGUGGCUGCGAAUUAGAGAUUUUGGAGGCUGAGGCCAGGGAUUCGGAAGAAGAAACUGAGGAUGAUACAAGGGUCUUGGGUCAGAAGAACAAUGCAGGGAACUCUAGCUUCCAAGGUGGGAUGUCGGUCUCUGUGCAUUCUGAUAUGUCCAUUCCAUCUAUGGGAAUAAUCGGCAUUCAUAAAGAUACUGGAGCGGCAAAACAACCACAGAGUGGUGAUGAUUUGUGCAUGAACAGUAGAUUGUUUACUACAUGCAAGGGGACUGGUUCUGGAAAAGCUUUGGACAUGUCUGACCUUAGCAACAAGGUUGGUGAGGAGUUUGGUCAUCACAAUGCAGGGGACAUUGAGCAAGCAGGUGAUGGUUAUGAUGGUGGGUCAUCAUUCAUUCCAUGUGAUAUUAACUUAAAGAAACAAGACAAUAAAUUGUCAACGGAUAAACUGGGUUCAACGUCCAGUGCAUUAGCUGAGCAAUCUAGUAGUCUAAGUUACUCGAGAAGAACUCCUAAGAAGUCAGUUUUACCAGAAGAACUGUCAAAUAUGUCAUUUUCAUCUCCUCUAGGGGUCAUGAAAGAAAAUACACUGUCAUUUCUAAGGGAAGGUACAGUGAAUGAUGGCCCUGCUGACAUGCAAGGUCCAGCAGCCACUUCUAGUAUACAUGAUACAGAAGCAAUCAGCAAUGGUUUGCCUCAAAAGAGGAAGAUUUCGUUAACAAGAGUUGGUUCCAAGUCUCCAAAGUCAGAAUGUCAGGGUUCAAAAAGCUCUGCACCUCAGAGUCCCUUGGCAUGCAUUAGAGCUGCACAGUUGGAAUUUACUACUGCUAUACCUCAGGACAAAAGUGAUAUUGUGCCGAGAAUUAUAAACAGCCCUGUGGAAGAGGCUAGUAAUUCAAAUUCUGUGGCAAACCAAUCCAAGCCAUCGUUAAUUUACAGGAAGAAGUCUCUCAAAUGCAGGCAGCCUGGCUCAGGGACCAAAAUUGCCGAUCCUACAAGUUCACCUUCAGAUGCUAAGGAGGCAGAUUUGCCAAGCUUGAGGCGAGCAAUAGAUGAAAAUGUUGUGAGGCACUUGCCUAACUUGAAAUCUACAAUUACAAGCGCCAAGGUUUCUCCUGCAGAUAGCAAGCUGCUUCCAGAUUUGUUGCAUGACAACGAGCCAAGACAGGCAGCAGACAAGCAUGCCAGCUUAAGAAACUCUGUAAACCACUUUGGGUCAUUGGUCAUUGAAGGCAGAAUUGCAGAAGAGGCUUCUUCAAAGGAGAAAAUAUCUGGGGUAUCUUUAGGUGGUUUAGGGGAAUCUGAAUGUGCCACUAAAUGCGAUAAUCUGGAUAAUGCAAUGAAUGAUUUCCCAAGUGCCAAGGAAUCUCCAGAAUUACAUAAACCAAGGCAUGAUGAGGCAGCACUAUCUCCUAAUAGGAGGGAACCGGAAACCAGAAAGUCAUUUAGUACUGCUAGUUCUGACACAUGUAAAGGAAACAAUGUGAAAGCAACAUCUGGUGCACACACCAAAAAGGCUGUCGCAAAAAGGACUAUGAAUAGCAGGCCUAAGCCUCCUGCAGGCAGUACUAGGAAAGACAAGGUAGUUACCAAUUCAGAUAAAGCUGCCACCUUGGACAAGGCUGGAGUCAGAUCAGGGAAAGCGGAGAAGGUGAGUAGCAAUGUGGUACUUGCGACCGCAGCCAGUGAUGAGAUAAAUGGGGCAGCUCAGGCAGCAUCCAAAGAUGUGGUCAUGGAGGACAGGGUGGAAGUGGCACAACAUAUUAUUUCUGCAAGCAACAAUAAGAAUGUAGCCGUGGAUUGGAUGGAGACAUCAAUGGAUCCAGAAAAGGAGAACAAACCAGAAGAAGAUUGCAGUUUGACUUUUAAGUCAAAUGGCAGUCAAUGUUGUAAAAUGGUUCCCCAACAUGACAGAAAAAUGAUGCAAAAGAAUAAAAAUGCUGGUGGUGUUGAUACCAAGAAGACACAAACAAGGAAGGAUGGAAGACUUAUUAGUUCAGAACCUGUGUGGUUUAUUUUAAGUGGUCAUCGCCUUCAGAGAAAAGAGUUUCAAACGGUAAUUAGAUGCCUUAGGGGAAGGGUUUGCAGGGAUUCUCAUCAUUGGUCCUAUCAAGCUACGCAUUUUAUUGCCCCAGAUCCAGUUCGCAGAACUGAGAAGUUCUUUGCAGCUGCUGCAGCUGGAAGGUGGAUUCUAAAGAUGGACUACUUGACUGCUAGUAAUCAGGCCGGAAAGUUCUUGGACGAAGAACCUUUUGAAUGGUAUAGGAGCGGCCUCACUGGAGAUGGGGCUAUCAGUUUAGAAGCUCCAAGGAAAUGGCGCCUUUUGAGGGAAAGAACAGGUCAUGGUGCCUUCCAUGGAAUGCAAGUUAUUGUUUAUGGAGAAUGCAUUGCGCCCACUCUGGACACAUUGAAGCGUGUGGUGAAAGCUGGAGAUGGCACCAUCUUGGCAACCUCCCCUCCUUACACUCGCUUUCUGAAGUCAGGUGGUGUUGAUUAUGCCGUCAUCAGCCCAGGUAUGCCACGUGUUGACUUGUGGGUGCAAGAGUUCUUGAGGCACGAGAUCCCGUGUGUUGUGGCUGAUUAUUUGGUGGAGUACGUAUGUAAGCCUGGUUACUCUCUCGAGAGGCAUGUGCUCUACAAUACACAUGCUUGGGCCGAGAAAUCUUUUGCAAAUUUGUUGAGCCGCUCUGAAGAGAUCAUUGCUGAUGUCUCAGUGCCAUCUAAAGAAGGCAAUGAUGAUCUGAGCUGCUCAGUGUGUGGGUCACGAGAUAGAGGAGAGGUGAUGCUUAUUUGUGGAGAUGAGAGUGGUAACGUUGGAUGUGGAAUUGGUACUCAUAUUGAUUGCUGUGAUCCCCCACUUGAAGCAGUACCAGAUGGAGACUGGUUUUGCUCCAAAUGUAGCAGCAAUGCCUCCAAAACCCCUUUUAAGGGUAGUAAAAAGACCUUCACGCGAACUUGAGCGAGUUUUGCGCUCCUUUCUUGCCAUCCAUCUUGUAAACAGUUAUUCAGCGGCAUAUUUUGUAACACUGACCAAAUGAUACACUUGGUAGUCAUAUCAUAAUAAAGAAAUAUUAAGGAGAAGUACUUUCUGCUGUUGUUCUUGCCACUC
Messenger RNA from Phoenix dactylifera (date palm), 3907 nucleotides. Its product is annotated as transcription coactivator. The record is from RefSeq and is a predicted model, not a curated record. Lineage: Eukaryota; Viridiplantae; Streptophyta; Magnoliopsida; Arecales; Arecaceae.